This is a messenger RNA of Abrus precatorius (Indian licorice), 2193 nucleotides long. RefSeq names its product WEB family protein At2g40480-like. The record is from RefSeq and is a predicted model, not a curated record. The coding region runs from base 270 to 1940 and encodes 556 amino acids. NCBI's taxonomy places the organism in Eukaryota, Viridiplantae, Streptophyta, Magnoliopsida, Fabales, Fabaceae. The transcript is spliced from 2 exons.
AACGCCAGAAGUGCUUUCCGCUGCCGUUCCACUUUUUCUCUUUUCUGCUUUCCCGUUUCGCUCUUAGUGUGGACCCGAUUCCCUGACCCGCCACCCUUUUUCGACCCAGUUCGUGACUCGGCCAUCAUCACGCACCCCUUCUCCUUCAUCCUCGGUAUUCCCAUAAAUCCCACAAAUGGGUACGUCAAUAAAGUCAAAGCACAAACCUUUAAGUAACUUUAGUUGUGGAUGUUUCUCUGAAACCCGCCUCUUCUUUCAACUCUGUGCCAAUGUUCGAGUCCUUGGAAACCGACGCAAAUAGUUUGAGCAUGACAGAAGCCAAACCCGACACAGGAAUCGGGUCGGAUCAGAACCCGGUUCCGGGGAUAAGGAAGGUGGGUUCGAGAGCUGAAAUCGAUACCACGCCACCGUUCGGGUCGGUCAAGGAGGCUGUGACCCGUUUUGGAGGAAGUGGACCAUGGAUACCCCUUUACAAGCUUGGAGAAGCUUAUAACAGCAUUGAAGAGUUAGACAUAAAGAAAGUGGAGGAAGAAGCAGCUAAGUUGGAAAAAGAUUUGAUAGUGAAAGAACUUGAAACACUAGAUGUGCUUGAAGAACUCGGAGCUACGAAAACAAUUUUGGAGGAAUUAAAGCAGCAGCUACAAACAGAAGCAUUGAAAUGUUUUGCAACUCCAUGUAUAAAUUCGCAUGAACAGGUUGGAACUCCUGUUAAAAAUUGUGUAAGCAUUGUAAAAAAUGAAGAACAAAUAUUGCAAAGUCCAAGCCCCUUUGCUACUACAUCAUCACCUGAUGAUUUUUUAAUGGAGUUAAAACAAGCUAAGAUGAACCUUAGUAAAACUAUCAAUGAGCUUAGGAUGAUACAGUCUUCUGUUGAAUCCUUGAAUAAGAAGAUCAAGAGGGAGAGGGUUUUUCUUGAGAGGACACGCGGCGAGCUAGCAUCAAAGUUUGCAGCUGUUUCUGCUCAAGAAGUAGCCCAAAAAGAAGAAAGGUUAAAGCCACCACCAGCUCCUAUAGGAACAAAUUGCACUUUUCAUAAUCCCCUAAAUGUUGCAAGGAAUUUCAAAUUUGAUGCUGGACAGUACAAUGGAAUGGUUGAAACAAGAAGCUCUGAAGUUUCAAAGCCUUUGUGUGAGUAUGGAGAGAAUGGAUUUAGCAUAAAUACUGCUGAGAUGAGGUGGUUUGCAGCUAAAAAGAUGGAAGAAGCCGCAAUGGCUGCAGAAGCUGUUGCUCUUGCUGAAAUCAAGGCUCUAUCUAGUGCUGAGAUAUCAUCAGAAUUCGCGUUGCCUUCUCAUCAUAAAGUGACUUUUGCUUUAGAGGAACACUCUCCUCUAAAUUCAAUUGAUCAAAUACCUCAGGAGCCUACCUUCAAAAAGGUUAUUGGGGAAAUAAGUUCUUCUAAAUUGACAAUUUUGAAGAAAUUGGAAGAAGCAACCAAAGAAGUUCUACAUAGCAAACAAGUCUUGAAUGAGGCUUUAAACAAUAUUGAAGCUGCAAACAGAAAACAAAGUGCUGCUGAAGAGGCUCUACGAAGAUGGAUUCCUGAGGAUGAACUGAAUGGACAGGAAGUGUAUAACUCUAUAAGGUGCAACAAGUUCAAUGAAGCUGGAAAUUGUCCAGAUUCUCAUAUAAGGGAUGUAACCAGGUCAACAACCCUUAAAAAUGAUCAAAAGCCAAUUUUAAGGUCUUCAAUUUCAAUGAGAGAUGUACUUAGUAAAAAGCAAGUUCCUGAAGAGUAUUCUACAACAAAGGAGAUGGAAGAGCAUACUGAAAGGAAGGUAGCAUUGAGUCAAAUGCUUCAAGCAUUGAGAGAGGAUCUAACUCUACCAACAAUACCGGAGAAAGAUGAGAACAAUCAAAAGCAGUUCAUAUCACAGAGGAAGAAGUUUGGAUUCAUCCAAAUAUCACUCCCCUUGAGAAAGAGAAGUAAAAAAAGGGACUGAAUUUAAUCCUAAUGCCUAUGCGUGCAUCAAUGUCUUGCCUUUUUCUGUCUGUUCUUUAUUGAUUCUUAUUUGUAUCUGUUUUUUUGUCAGACAUAUAGAGUUUGUGACUGUUUGAUUUUGUAAACUAUGUUUUUCUUGCAUAAUUGUCUUACUUAACACAACUAGCUUAGCUUUAUCGAGGCUAGUAGAUUUUGUGCAUUUUUAAAUUCAUGUUUGAAUGACUUUGAAUUCACGUUUAUUUUAACAUUAUUAG